Molecule: messenger RNA, 2771 nt
Organism: Rhododendron vialii
Lineage: Eukaryota; Viridiplantae; Streptophyta; Magnoliopsida; Ericales; Ericaceae
Product: transmembrane 9 superfamily member 2-like
Exons: 8
Coding region: 509-2284 (591 amino acids)
Biological process (GO): protein localization to membrane
Cellular component (GO): membrane
Source: RefSeq, a predicted model, not a curated record
CUUGAGUGAAAAUUUCUUAAAGUUCGUAUGUGUUUGUGGAAAAAAGUCCUUAAAUAUCAAGUUAUCAAUCAUUUUUGGGUUGCUUUAAAAAAUUGAAUGGUGGCUAUGCACAUACACAUAAUCUCGUCUCUUCCUUGGAUGUCGCAAGUAGCAAUAUAUAUGUAUGAAAUAUAUAUUUUUAUGAUCUAUAUUGAAAUACAUGUGAUUUGGGCCUCUACUAUGCACAAAUCUGCGUCCGCCACUGAUCACCUCCAAUCCAAUUCUCUGCACAGUGACAAUGUCAUUCUUUGAACACCCCAUUAUGAUGCUGCUACCACCCUGUACUUCCAUCUCAUUUCACCAAUAUCUCCACCUGUAAUAUUCUUGCAAGCACUAUCUAUGUCAAAAAGUCCACCGUCUUUUUCUUUUUUGCUUCUUGUACAAGGCCAUUUACUUAUCUUGGCCUAUUGGAAACAGCGGAAAGCAUUGUUCGAGAUUCCCAAACGAAGAUACAAAGAGGGCUAGGAGAAUGGCUGAAUGCUCAGCAAUUUGUCUUGUUGCUUUUCUCAUAAUGUUUUGUGCAAGUCAAGUGAGAUCAGCUGGGUCAAACCAUCAGUACAAAGCCGGAGACACAAUCCCUCUUUAUGCAAACAAGGCAGGUCCAUUUCAUAAUCCUAGUGAAACAUAUGCUUAUAAUGAUCUUCCCUACUGUUCACCAGAUCAGGUGGAACAGAAGAAAGAAUCUUUAGGUGAGGUAUUGAAUGGUUAUCGUCUUGUUUCUACUGCAUAUAAACUUGAUUUUCUAGUUGAGAAGGAGUCUGAAGUUGCAUGUAAAAAGAAACUGACAAAAGAAGAAGUUUCUCAGUUCCGAGCUGCAGUUGUGCGUGACUAUUACUUUCAAAUGUACUACGAUAACUUGCCAAUUUGGGCUUUCAUUGGAAAGGUUGAAGACAAGCAUUAUGAUGGUGGUAUAGUCGAACAAUACCACCUUUAUACUCAUCUUGAAUUUGAGAUCCUCUACAAUAAGGGACAUGUGAUUGAGAUCACUCUUAGAACAGACCCAAAUUCUGUGGUGGACCUAACGGAAGACGAGGAAGUUGACGUGGAGUUCACAUACACAGUGAGAUGGAAGGAAACAGACAACCUGUUUGAGAAGAGGAUAGAUAAAUACCUUUGGUCUUCUACACUGCCGCAUUACCGGAGAGUCCACUGGUUUGCAGUUAUGAACUCGUGUUUGACAGUUCUCAUCGUACUUGGUUGUCUGCUGACGUUUUAUGUGCGAGUCCUCGAGAAGGAUAUUAAUAAGUAUGCGAGUGAUGAGGAGUUGUUUGAUAAUCAAGAAGAAAGAGGAUGGAAAAGCAUCCAUGGUGAUGUUUUUCGGUAUCCAAAGCACAAGUCUUUGUUUGCUGCAGCCAUUGGUUCUGGCACCCAAUUAUUCGUUCUUUCGAUAUUCAUUAUAAUGCUAGGAGUAGUUGGAGUAUUUCAACCAUAUAGCCGAGGAACACUAUUCACUGCGCUGGUGUUUGUCUAUGCAAUUACGUCUGUUAUUGCAGGCUAUACAGCAGUUUCUUUAUAUUACCAGCUUGAAGGGACCAACUGGGUAAGGAACAUACUGCUGACAGGAUGUGUUUUUGGAGGGCCACUCCUCCUUGCAUUCUGCUUCCUAAAUUUUGUUGCUAUCACGUACAGAGUGAAUGCAGCCCUUCCACUAGGGACGAUUCUGUUAUUGUUGUCUAUAUGGCUGUUUGGAGCAUCACCGUUGCUUUUGUUUGGUGGAAUUGCUGGGAGAAAUAGUGGGUCCGAUUUACAAGCUCCGUGCAGAACCACCAAGUGUCCCAGAGAGAUUCCAACUCUUCGCUGGUACAGGGGUACUUUACCCCAGAUGGCAGUGGCGGGGAUAUUGCCCUUUGGUGUUAUCUACGUCGAGACUUACUAUUUGUUGGCUAGCAUAUGGGGUCACCGGAUUUACACCAUAUAUGGUAUUUUGCUCAUUGUCUUCAUAAUUCUCGUCAUCAUAACUGUUUUCGUGACUGUGGCCUUGACGUACUUUCAGCUUGCUGCUGAAGAUCAUGAAUGGUGGUGGAGGUCAUUCUUUUGUGGUGGCUCAACUGGCUUGUUUAUCUAUGGCUAUUGCUUGUACUAUUACUAUCGAAGGUCGGAUAUGUCUGGUUUCCUCCAAACUUCAUUCUUCUUCGGUUACAUGGGUUGCAUCUGCUAUGGCAUUUUCCUAAUGCUUGGGACAAUUGGUUUCCGUGCUUCCUUGCUCUUUGUUCGUCAUAUAUAUGGCUCUAUCAAGUGCGAGUAGCGGACCACUUCUUUGAGCGGCGUUCCGUCCUCGUUUUGCACCAUAAUUUUAGUCAUAUAACAGGUAGAGAGACUGUAAGAAUUCUGAUUCUACAGGGCUUCUGCAACUGGGUUCUUUUGAGAUUAGUGAUUUGCGUUGCCUUGAAUGUGUUCUGUUAGUUUUGAGAUGGAGAGAAUUUUCUUGUGAAAAGAGAUCCAGAUACGCACAACCAUAAGUACUCCUAUAGUCCUACCAAAAUUGACUCAAUUUCAGUUUUCGGAAUUCGUGGGUCCAUGGUCCGAAUUUCUGGAGUCUUUAGUCCAUAAAAGGCAACUUCCAUCGCACUUGCUACUUAAGCAAAUUAGGCCUAAAGUGACCCAUUCCGGUGAUUUUUCCUGAUGUAUUUGGGAGAAAGUAGUACUCCAUUUUUCUUUUUUUGCAAUUAUUUCAUAGCGUAAAGUGAACUGCUACUAAUAUGGAGAUUAAUAAAAGCACUUCUUCUAUUUCA